Molecule: messenger RNA, 2936 nt
Organism: Cynoglossus semilaevis (tongue sole)
Lineage: Eukaryota; Metazoa; Chordata; Actinopteri; Pleuronectiformes; Cynoglossidae
Gene: rbmx
Product: RNA binding motif protein X-linked
Exons: 10
Coding region: 341-1519 (392 amino acids)
Molecular function (GO): RNA binding
Source: RefSeq, a predicted model, not a curated record
GUGGCAUUGUUGCACUAGAAAAUGUUGGGUCAGCUGCACAAAGCGUAAAUGAAGUAGAAAGAAAGCGGGGAAGAAGGUAUUUGCUAUUCCUAGGUUUUUAUAAACCAAAAGUGGCACGAAGGUGCGGCGCUAGGUUGCUGGGGGGUAAUGCGAUAGGCGUUGUCAGUGUUGCUGUUUUAUCACUUUAAAUAGUGUAGAAUUUGAACAACGGGCCUUUGUCUUAAGACGCUUGUUAGUUAGCGUUAGCACAAAAGCUAACGGCGACGGCUGACACGCUUUUCGCCAUUUUGCGAUUUCAACUAGCCUGUUACCUGGCUUCUAUUAAGGUGGUGUCUUCAUCAUGGCAGAAGCAGACCGACCAGGGAAGCUCUUCAUCGGUGGACUGAACACUGAGACCACAGAAAAGGCCCUGGAGCAGUACUUCAGCAAAUAUGGCAGGAUUGUCGAAGUUCUCUUAAUGAAGGACCGUGAAACAAACAAAUCAAGAGGCUUUGCUUUUGUAACAUUUGAGAGUCCAGCUGAUGCAAAAGAUGCAGCACGUGAAAUGAAUGGAAAGUCUCUUGAUGGCAAGCCCAUUAAAGUGGAGCAGGCUACAAAGCCUCAGUUUGAGAGUGGGGGCAGAAGAGGACCGCCACCCAUGCACUCCCGUAGUCGUGGUCCUCCCAGAGGCUCUCGUGGUUCUAGGGGUGGUCCUGGGGGUAUGAGAGGCCCACCUUCCCGAGACUACUAUGACAAUUCAGGAAAUGGCGAACCAUUCUUUAAAGGGAUGUCAUCAAGAGGCCCUCCUCCAUUGAAACGAGGGCCUCCUGUACGUAAUGGAGGCCCCCCACCAAAGAGGUCUGCUCCAUCUGGACCCAUGGGUAGACCACCCAUGUCAAGGGACAGAGAUCCUUAUGGACCUCCAUCUCGCAGAGACUCCAUGAUGUCCAGAAGAGAUGAUUAUCCAUCACCACGAGAUGAUCAUUACAACUCAAAGGAUAGUUACUCCAGCCGGGACUAUAAUUCUAGAGAUUCCAGGGAUUAUGGACCUCCUCCCAGGGAUUACUCAUACAGGGAAUAUUCAAAUUCCAACUCCAGGGAUGAUUAUAGUUCAAUGUCAAGAGGUUACAGUGACCGUGAUAGCUAUGGGGGAGGCCGCGAACCUAGAAACUACAUGGAUCGUCCUAGUGGUGGCUCCUACCGAGAUUCAUAUGAUGGUUACGGUAACUCUCGCAGCGCCCCACCUUCACGGGGCCCCCCACCUUCCUAUGGUGGGAGCAGUGGAAGCAGUCGUUAUGAUGACUAUGGCAGCAGUUCCCGAGAUGGCUAUGGCAGUCGUGACAGUUACCCCAGCAGUCGGAGUGAUCCAUACCCUCCUAGCCGUGGUGAGCGAAUGGGCAGGCAGGAGAGGGGCCCAGCUCCCCCUGUUGACAGAGGCUACCCACCUCGCGAUUCAUACAGCAGCUCAAGUCGUGGAGGGCCACGUGGGGGUCGUGGGGGCAGUCGACCUGAUAGAGGAAUGGCUCGCAGCAGAUACUGAACUGGAUUGGAAAUCCUACAAAAACAAACAUAGUGUUUCCGUGCAGUUCACAUGCGAUUGGAAGAAUCCAACCCACUUUCCACCAUGUCCAACUCUGUGGAGAAUGAUGCUUAGCCUUGAACUGUAUCAUUACUCUCCCAAUUUUUUAUGUGUAAAGGUUUUUUGUUUGUAUUUUUUUAGUAUUUUCUUGCUCAUGUAACAAUGCAGUUGCUAAGUGAGUGUUUUGUACAUUCAGUGCUGUUGAAAACUGCAGUACCCUAUCAUCUGGCUACUUUAAUAAAGCUUUUAGUUGUACUACGAUCAUUGCUCAUCCAUUUAAAAAAAAAAAUUUAAAGAUUGGAAGCAGUUAUGUGACUCCUCAAACAACUUGAAUCAUCACUCACGUUCAAGAUUAACUUAGGUGAAUCUCAGCUGAAAUACCAAUGCACAAGUGACUUCAGUACAUUCUGAGCAAAACUGUACCUUCAACUGGACGCUGCUGAUAACAGAGAUUAGGCAAAUGUUACUCUCAAAUUGUUCCGAUGUAGUCUCCUUGGAUUUGGAAUCAUCAUCCUAGAGCCAUUUGAUGGCAUGCAACGACAAAACCAAUGGAAACAACAUCCAAAUCCAACUCAACUGAUAGUCAACAGCUGGUAAGCAAAGCAAAACUCUUUGUUUCUCACCUGUAAAUGAGUUUCUUACUGUCCUGUAUUGCAAUCUGCACUCCAAAGUGAAAUCCAAGACAACAUUGAUCACUCAGGACAAGAGACACAAGAGUUGAUCAGAUGAGCCUUUUUCCAAUGUAGUGAUUUUGUUAGCUGCCUAUAUUGUGAAAAAAAGAAGCCACAGUAUACAUUUCAUCGUUUCUCAAUGGCGAAAGCUUUGAUAUCACCUGAGCCCUCAAACUGAACCUUUUUGCCAUCCUGACUGUUUAUCCGUGGUCUAAAGAUUUGGCACAGUCCUUUUUCAAUUACCUGGAAUUUUUUUUUCUACUAAGAUCAUUUUUUAAAAAUCCGGUUCUCAGUACAACAAGCAUGCCAGUUCAAAAAAAGGGAGACCUCUGGAAGAACAAUAUUGUCCAAUCUGUCAAACUGGAAACGACCGCUGAAGCAAACUCCUGUUGGACCAAAGGCUAAUAUGUAGUUUCAAACAUACAUGGAUAUGACAAGGAUGAUGUGUUAAUUCCUAUUGCUCUCUUUCCAGGUUGAACAUCCUUUAAAGGCAACUACUACUGUUACUUACUGACCACUGCCCUAAAACUGCAGAACCAGUGAAGACCUACUGGAGGAAUGCUGAUGCACCAUCUGAUGCAUGAGUGGAUAUCUAUCAAGACCAUUGCUUUUCACUGCUUGUUUUGGCAGAGAGCCUUGUCAAGUUGGGAAAGUAUGGUCCAAGGAGUUGAUGUUAUUGACAUUUUUAAUAAAUCAUUUAAAAAAGA